GUAAACGUGUUUGAGGGCAAAAUCAACUGCUUUAGCCAGCGCCCCCUAGAGAUUAAUGUCAUAGCAGUGUGACAAUGAGGAAAAUGAAUAUACUAUUUAACAACCCUGAAAAAAUAUUCAGUUUUUUAAUUCAUGCCAGCAUGACAGACAGUUACAUUUCAUAAACAAAGUUAAAAUCACUACCAUGUGACUAAUGAGGUGAUCAUCUGCCUGCUUGAAUGUGUUGUAAAUUAAAGAUUAUAUAUAUAUAUACAAUAAUGAAGAUCAGUCUGAUCAUUUAAAGUAUUUUAUUUCGUUAGAAUACAGGUUUAGAGUGUGUGUUUCUGCUUUUAUGCACAUUCCUGUACUUUGUGAUAACGUCCCCAAUUCCUAGUUCAUAUUUAACAUGUGAGCAAGAAUCAUUAUGGAAAUUAGUAACUGUAAACAAUGUGCUUAUUUUCCAUUUCCAACUUCCUGACAAAGGAAUAUCUACCGAACAGACCUGGCAACCCUUUGGAACGCGUCUGUGGGUGGAGCCUCUGAGAAAACGUAACCAAUCACAGAAAGAUGUCCGGCAACAAAUUGUAUGAGGAAACGUCACUGCCACGUAGAGCAGCGAGUUCACAUGUUGUUCAUUAUUGUACAGAUGAUAGUGACAAAAAGUUCGUGAAUGUGUCCAGGGAGCAUGAUGCUGCUGCUGCGCUGCCUCUGCGCCUUCAUGCUGCUGCUCUCUGUUAGCGGCGGGAAACUUCCAGAGGCCGAGGUUCAGAUAGAGGUUAUGCACAGACCUUUCCUCUGUCACCGAAAAACUAAGUACGGAGACAUGUUGCUUGUUCACCACGAAGUAUACUUUGAGAAUGGAACCAUGCUUCACGCAAGUCGAAAUGACGGAGACAAACAGCCAAUGUGGGUGACACUGGGCAUCAGACAGGUCAUAGUGGGCUGGGACAAGGGUCUGCAAAACAUGUGUGCUGGAGAGAAGCGGAAGCUCAUCGUACCUCCCGAACUGGCUUAUGGGAAAGAUGGAAAAGGUAAGAUUCCACCUGAAAGCACACUGACUUACAUCAUUGAAGUCCUUGAGAUCAGAAAUGGACCAAGAUCACAUGAGUCCUUCCAGGAAAUGGACCUGAACGAUGACUGGAGACUCUCCAAAAACGAGGUGAAAGAAUAUCUGAGGAAGGAGUUUGAGCGUCACGGUUACCCUCCCAACGACACCCUCCAUGAGAACAUGAUGGAGGAUAUCUUUGAAAAAGAGGACAAGAACAAGGACGGCUUCAUAUCGGCCAGAGAGUUCACCUACAAACAUGACGAACUUUAAAGUCCCACUCAGAUUCACAGCUCUGUCAGUCAGUGUCCACUGUGGAUCAGAAGUGUCCAUAGUACCCUGUGUCUCUUUACUACAGUAUCUUCCAUUCUGUGUUUGGGGGUCAAGUGGUGAUUUUGCAAUAGCAAUUUUCUAUUUUUGAUUUUUUCUUUUAAGCAUUUUCCUUUGUUUUUAGAUUCCAAUGAUCCUAAUUAAAAAAACAACUGGUGAAA
This is a messenger RNA of Cynoglossus semilaevis (tongue sole), 1515 nucleotides long. Its product is annotated as peptidyl-prolyl cis-trans isomerase FKBP14-like. Gene Ontology annotation, molecular function: calcium ion binding; peptidyl-prolyl cis-trans isomerase activity. The record is from RefSeq and is a predicted model, not a curated record. The transcript is spliced from 4 exons. The coding region runs from base 650 to 1297 and encodes 215 amino acids. Lineage: Eukaryota; Metazoa; Chordata; Actinopteri; Pleuronectiformes; Cynoglossidae.